CUGGAGAAAAAUUUAAUAAUGGCACCAGUUUCUCGCUGUAGAACGCCGGCAGACGUUAGGACACUGGGUGAAUAUGUAAUCGGUUGCAUAAUUGACACGGAGACGCGACUAACUCGUGCUUUAUCGGGCCUGUCUACUGAAUGCCGCCACCUUGAUCCCGUUAAUUUGAAUUAUUUUAUUUAUUUGGCGUGAUGGCGUGGAUAUGGAUUGCGUUACUGUUGGUUUCCACCGCCGGUGCAGGACUGGCUGAUACGAUAACGUGUUAUAACUGCAACGGUACGGUGGAGCAAGCCGGCACAGCCGGAACUGCCUGCGGCUGGUACAAAGGCUGGACGUCGUCCAAUCUGGACAAGCGGACCGGCGUCAUUUGUCCCGAUGGAAUCUGCUACACUCUCAUGAUUGGAGGCACUGGUCAAGUGGCGACUAUAUACCGCGGCUGUGGCCAGGUGACCUGCGAUAAGCUGCCGCGCGGCUGGGAGAAACAGGAAGCUGUUUGUGAUAGCGCUACGAACAAGGUCAAGCCGCCGCCCGCCAACGAGAAACUGAACGACAUCCGCCUGUUCCAAGCCAGCCUGCCCGGCAAUGUCAGCGUCACCAACCUGCAGUACUGUGACACGGACUGGUGCGGGACGGGCGGCGAGCAGAUUGUCCAGCGCUACACCACAGCGCUAGCGGCCGCCGCCGCGCCACCGGCGACACCAGCGCCGCCACCCCCUCCAGCCGUGGUCCCAGUGGUGGUGCCGCCACCAACCAAUGUCGUUACCACCAAUAACGUCGCCGGGACAGGGGACCAGGCGGGGACGUCGAAUCAGCCGGCGAAUGGGGCCGUCGUGGUACCGGUUAUAACGAACGGCGGUGGGCAGACACCCGCGCCGGUGGAUACCUCCAAAGUGGCCGCCGGGAACGCGGUCAGUGCGGGAGCCGUCUCCACGGGAACGGAUAAUAAUCAGCCGGCUGCCGGUGGCGUCGUGAUCCGACCAGGCACAAUGCUCAACAGUUGUCUGCAGUGCCGCAGUCAAGCUAACGACAUUUGUGGAUUGCGCGGCUCGGAUCUGCUGGGAUCCGUGCGGACCGUCAACUGCAAUGCCGGGUUCUGUUUCAUUUUCGUCAGGGCCGAAGCCGGUCAGCCGGCCGGCCAUGGUGACGCGCGGCUGUGGCCCGCUGCCGUGUUCGUUGAUCCCGGGCGCCAACGGUGACAGUCGCCUCUGUGAUGAAUACGGCCGCGUACCGCCCAUCGACGCCAACAACGGAUUGUUCAACCAGACGCGCUCCUACUACGUGCCUUUUGGCCCGGGUCAGGGCCUGCAAGCCGGCACCCUGCAGUACUGCGACAGCGGGUCCAACU
This is a messenger RNA of Paramacrobiotus metropolitanus, 1345 nucleotides long. RefSeq lists its product as uncharacterized. Lineage: Eukaryota; Metazoa; Tardigrada; Eutardigrada; Parachela; Macrobiotidae. The coding region runs from base 192 to 1196 and encodes 334 amino acids. The transcript is spliced from 7 exons. The record is from RefSeq and is a predicted model, not a curated record.